CCCGCAAACACGCGAUGUGGAUAAGUGAACCCUGCAUGGUAACGAAGCGGAGCAGUAUUUUAAAAUUGAUUGAGUUCAUUGUUUUCUUGAUCUAGCUCGCGGUGGCUGAUCGACUUGAGUUUUGAUCGGUGUGCCAGAAAAAAGAGGUGCAGCAUGUCGGCGAAAAAGAAGAGUACGAAGAAUCCGUUGAAUCUAACCCUGCCCGCACAACCUGUGGAACCGACUGUCGAAAUUCAACCAGAUGCAGAAAAACCGAGCACUAAUGCUGAAGACACGUGUUUUGAUGAGCUGCUUCGCAAACUUGAAGAGCUUGAAAUGGACGACGCUCAACGGAAACGAAUGGAGGUGUUUCUUGUUCAAAAAAGGAAAGUCGGAGAUUUGUGUGCUGAAGAUUUUGAAAAGCUUGGGGAGCUCGGUGCGGGUAACGGUGGAGUUGUUCUCAAAGUACGGCAUAAACCGAGCAAUUUCAUCAUGGCGAGGAAGCUGAUUCACUUGGAGGUCAAGCCUGCCAUCCGAAAUCAAAUCAUUCGUGAGCUCAAAGUAUUGCAUGAGUGCAAUUCACCGCACAUCGUUGGAUUUUACGGAGCAUUUUACAGUGAUGGAGAAAUCAGUAUCUGUAUGGAAUAUAUGGAUGGUGGUUCGUUGGACCUGAUCUUGAGACGUGCUGGACGAAUCCCGGAAGACAUCCUCGGAAAAAUAACUGCAUCUGUUCUCAAAGGAUUGCGAUAUUUGCGCGAAAAGCACCAAAUUAUUCAUCGCGACGUGAAACCAUCAAACAUUCUUGUCAAUAGCCGUGGAGAGAUAAAAAUUUGCGAUUUCGGGGUUUCGGGGCAGCUGAUUGACUCGAUGGCGAACUCCUUUGUGGGGACUAGGAGCUACAUGUCUCCUGAAAGGCUGCAGGGAACAAAUUACUCGGUGCAAAGCGAUAUUUGGUCUUUGGGAUUGUCUUUGGUUGAAAUGGCUUUGGGAAUGUAUCCAAUUCCUCCUCCGGAUCCGAGCAGCUUGAAGGCUAUUUUUGGUAGCAGGUAUACGGAAUCUGUUGAACCCCAGAAUUCUUCUGGACCUACCCGUUCUCCACAUGCAACCACUACGUCUACUGUUCCUGGAGCAGAGCCUCGUCCCAUGGCAAUAUUCGAAUUGCUUGAUUAUAUUGUUAAUGAACCUCCACCCCGUUUGCCUUCGGGGGUAUUUUCGGCCGAUUUUAAGGAAGUUGUGGAUAUCUGUUUGAAGAAGAAUCCUGCGGAAAGGCCUGAUUUGAAGUCCUUGAUGAAUCAUGCUUGGAUUCGAAAGUGGGAUGCUGCCAACGUUGACAUUGCAGGAUGGGUUUGCAAGACGAUGGACUUGCAGCCAUCAACGCCAACAAGGAUUGGGGCUGACCUGUAAAAUAUGACAUUUGAGAUGGAUCUCCUAAUUUCUUCUGUAGAUCUCGAAUGGUCCUUAUGGCUUAACUUUCUAGUGUUGCAUCAGCCCCAGUCGUUCUGAUGUUUGUUUUUUCGUCUUUUGUAGCAUUUUUUUAGGUUGCUCCUUCAAUUUUGAAGUUUUUGUUAGGAUUGAUCGAUCGUAAAGUGUUGGGGUGAUCAUGCACAAAAAAUUGGUUGAGUAAUCCGAAAAAUAACUUUGCUUUCGUGGAAGUACUGUCAUCAAUGAAAUAGCUUUCGGGAGGAAACUGUGAAAAUAUUGUACUUGAUUAAUUGGGAGUUCAUCGUAGGUGGAAUGAAAUUGAAUAGCUUUUGGUGGAUGCAGUUCGAAGUUUUUGGAUAUUCCGGGGGCUUGGAGGCUUGAAUGACGCUGAAUUGUUUCCUCUUUUCUUUUUGGCUGUGGAAGUUUCUUUGUGGGGCCCAGAACGCGUUGUGUGGCGAUUUUCGAAACAAAUACUUAUCGGCAAUUCUUUCCUUUCUAUGUACGUGUCGGUUCCGGUGGAAAACUUGCAUCAUGCGAAACAUUUUCCACCGUAUUUGUUUGUUGUGAGUUCGGACUCGGCUGCGUGGUUUUAUCUCGUUACCGUGAACUCUCAUUUUCUAACUUGCUCCGUAGAAUUCAACUUUCCCGCAAGAAAAAUCGAUUCCGGUUUCUCACAGUAUUUACUGUACAGUACCUCCUCUUCCUGCAUCUACCCAACUGAUGGUACCGUAUAAGUGCAGCAUCUACAUCUUGUGUAUCUUCAACUAACCUUUUGCUUGCAUUUCGGUUCUUUUGGUCUAAGGUUAUAUACCGUAUCUACUCGAGUACCAUGCGCAAUCAAGUAAAACGCACACCUAAAAUGUUUGCCGUAGAAUUUGACAAAAAAAAACCUACUCCGUGUAUGACGCGCCCCCAAGUUUUUGGCUAUUUCAAAAUUUGUUUCUUCAAAUACUGUAAUCAACUUUUACCUGAACGAUCGUGUAAAUAAUCAUAACUUGAUGCAAUAUGUGAACCAAACGUAAUUUUUCGUUCAUUCUUUUCUCCUUCGAAGACUUCUACGACUAGCACGACAGGUUCUACGAUUUUCUUUUUUUUUAAUGUGUACCCGCAUACCACGCGCACCCAUUUUUUUGCCUUAAAUUUGCAGAAGAGAAGUGCGCGUAUUACUCGGGUAAAUACGUAUUGCCCUGAAGAACCUUAAUCGAUGAAAGUGUUCGACGUCAUUUUUCAUUGAGCUUAACUCAGAAAGAAUUAAAAAUUGUGGGCAACGGCAUUUUAGAAAAAUAUCAGAAAUUUAUGCUGUACCUCUUUCAUUGUUAUGGUUGUCGGCCGGUGCAAAAGUGCUUUUUAUCUCGUGUUUUAUGCAAAUUAUGUGCAUUAAUUAACCAUGAAAACUUGGCGCGAGAUUUCAUUCUUGUUAGAUGAAAAUUUGUCAUGAUUUUUCGGUAAGUCAGGUAAAUCAUACAGGUAUUUGGAAGAAAUUCGCGAAGGAACAUUAAAUUUACUGGGUGUAGAUGCUGCACUAACAUAUUCAAAAAGUAUAUGUCAUGUUGAAACAGCAUCAAAACUCGAAACAUCACCCGAUUCUGCUCAUAUUUCAUGAAUUUUUGUGUAGCUUUCUUCUUCAAUGCGGACAUAUUUUCAAUAGAUGUUUGAUAGCGUGCAAUUCGAAGGUUUAUGUUGGAGUGUUAUGUACUAUGAACAAAGCCUGGAUAGGCGGAGACGAGUCGUUAAAAGUCCGGAUAACCUUUUUAGACUGAUCGACCGGACUAGGAUGGGGCUUCAGUAUUUCGCGAUUCAUUCGUACUGGUCUAUUAUGCUGCUGCAGUAAACUGAUGGUUUUUCUUGCGUUUGUGAGUGUCGGUAGAGGUAGUGCGUUGAGAGAGAUCUCCUGGUGUUGCGUUUGAUCAAGCGUGAGCGUAGGCGAACCGCCAUUAAGCUUGUAUUUUUGUGGGUGUCCGCGUAUGCUCAGUUUUCGGUGUUGCUCGGAUGACGAGACUGCACGUAGGCUAGUGUGCAGAGUUCCCUGGGAAUCACUUUCCGUGGUUAGUUUUGCGAGAACGAGCAUUCCUUUUCUUCGCUGAUUGUAGAAUUGAACGCACCAUUCAAGAGGCAAUUUGUUCACCUGUAUUGUACUUUUGUUGCGAUGUGAAAAAAGGAAUGAAUUGAUUGCCUGUGUGUGAAUUGAUUCGAACUGUGAUUUGAAACUAUUUGUUUUUGUUGGUCCUUGAAACUUACGAGUGUCGUCCGUGGCUUACUUCCGUUCUCCACCUUGUCGAGUUAUACAUAUGUAUGUUUGUCAAAGAGUCAUCAAAUAGGAUGCCUUCACGUCAA
Molecule: messenger RNA, 3735 nt
Organism: Notodromas monacha
Lineage: Eukaryota; Metazoa; Arthropoda; Ostracoda; Podocopida; Cyprididae
Source: the annotation of a GenBank genome assembly